Molecule: messenger RNA, 1096 nt
Organism: Rhodamnia argentea
Lineage: Eukaryota; Viridiplantae; Streptophyta; Magnoliopsida; Myrtales; Myrtaceae
Product: bidirectional sugar transporter SWEET14-like
Exons: 6
Coding region: 145-981 (278 amino acids)
Biological process (GO): carbohydrate transport
Cellular component (GO): membrane
Molecular function (GO): sugar transmembrane transporter activity
Source: RefSeq, a predicted model, not a curated record
GCCUCGUUCGAGAUCACACCCAUUAUGAGAUAGUAAAGACAGUGAGCAUCUAGAGAAAGGCGGGAGUGUGAUCAGGGAAGUGUGCGUGAAGUGUAUAAUUCAUUAGGCAAAGCGUUUCUGUAACGUUCGUCCUCCUUCGGAGAGAUGGCCAUGCAACACGUAGCCACGGUGGCUUUUGCUUUCGGCCUUCUGGGCAACAUCGUUUCCUUCAUAACCUUUCUUGCUCCGCUGCCCACUUUCUGCGGAAUCUGCAAGAGAAAAUCUACGGAAGGGUUUCAGUCGAUUCCCUACGUGGUGUCACUUCUGAGCGCCAUGCUUCUGCUGUACUACGGACUGCUCAAGAAGGACACUCUCCUCAUCACCAUCAACGGAAUCGGCUGUGUCAUCGAGACUGUUUACGUGGCUGCCUACCUCAUCUACGCCUCGAAGAAUGCUAGGAUGACGACCUUGAAGCUUUUCCUGAGCAUGAACGUAUUGGGGUAUGGUGCAGUGCUCUCCACCACUUUCUUCCUAUCAAAAGGAGCAAAUCGCUCGCGGAUUCUAGGAUGGAUUUGCAUGACAUUCUCUCUAGGCGUAUUUGCCGCUCCACUUUGCAUCCUGAGAAAAGUCGUAAAAACCAAGAGCGUUGAGUUCAUGCCGAUAACUCUAUCAUCCUUCCUCACGCUCAGUGCAAUCGUGUGGUUCUUCUAUGGCUUUCUCCGCAAAGACUACUUCAUUGCCGUGCCAAACGUGUUGGGAUUCGCAUUGGGAGUGGUUCAGAUGGUGCUUUACGCAAUAUACAGGAAGAACGCACAGAAAGUGGUAGUGGAGCCUGAUUUGCAACCGCAGGAAACGAGGGAAGAGAUCAUCCACGUCGAGAAGCUGAGCGCAGCCGUGUGUCAAGAGCUUAAACCAGUGCUAGCUGCGCAGUUGAAGGAUGUCCUGAAAGACGGCGUUGGCGAAGAUGACCAAAUCGUCGAGAUGGCUUCCAAAGCAAUCUAGGCAGGAAUCGCUGCUCAUGGACAAAAGCUUGACCAGUGCACUAUCCAAGGUCAAGCACCAUUCCUAAUGUUACGAUACCAGUACACUUGUCUUGUUUAGCAAACUAUCUCCUCUC